AUGAACAGUCGACAAAGACCUCUUAACAACUCAAACAUUGAAGCCAGAAGGACCUCAAGAAUAGCUGGGCCUGGAAAGCCGCUGCCAGCACUGCUGAGUCUGCUGACUGCUGAGGUUGUUGAUUUAAUUAUACAAGAGAUGAAUAAUCGUUUCUCGGAAGUUAGCACGGAAUUGCUUAGUUGCAUAGCAUGUCUUGAUCCAAAAAGUUCUUUCUCUCAAUUCAAUGUGCAGAAACUACUCCGUCUUGCUGAUUUAUAUCCUGAAGACUUCUCAAGUAACGAUUAUUUAUAUCUUGAGUCUCAACUUCGAAAUUAUAUUUAUAAUGUGCAACGCGAUCCUCAAUUUUCAGAAGUUGGAGAUUUGGGAAGUCUUGCUCAACAAAUGUUGGCAUUAGUUCUACCAGUUGCGACUGCUUCUGUUGAAAGAGUAUUUUCUGCAAUGAAUAUUGUCAAGACUGAUUUGCGCAACAAAAUGGGAGACGAGUGGAUGAAUGACUGUCUGGUUGUAUACAUCGAGAAGGAUAUUUUUGCAACAAUUGAAAAUGAGCAAAUAUUGCAACGUUUUCAACGGAUGAAGACUCGCAGAAUGCAAUUGCCUCCUCUUCGUUAUUCGAGUGCAACAACUACCAAUACUUCAAGUGUUAAUCAAUAA
Molecule: messenger RNA, 651 nt
Organism: Coffea eugenioides
Lineage: Eukaryota; Viridiplantae; Streptophyta; Magnoliopsida; Gentianales; Rubiaceae
Exons: 4
Coding region: 1-651 (216 amino acids)
Source: RefSeq, a predicted model, not a curated record